This is a messenger RNA of Penicillium subrubescens, 1994 nucleotides long. Its product is annotated as FAD-dependent oxidoreductase. The transcript is spliced from 4 exons. The record is from RefSeq and is a predicted model, not a curated record. Gene Ontology annotation, molecular function: FAD binding. Bases 47 to 1369 code for a protein of 440 amino acids. Lineage: Eukaryota; Fungi; Ascomycota; Eurotiomycetes; Eurotiales; Aspergillaceae.
CAGAAUCGAAUCACAAGCCAGAUCUCCUCAUUUUAAACGUCUGACUAUGAGACCUUGCAAAGUAGUCAUAUCCGGCGGUGGGGUUACCGGCCUCACUCUAGCAUUGAUGCUGGAGAAAGUCGGGGUGGAUUAUAUUCUGCUCGAAGCCCAAGCAGACAUACUUUGCAGCGAUGCUGGCACAGGUAUCUGCAUGCUACCAAAUGGCCUUCGUAUCUUAGACCAGCUGGGUUGUUACGAGUCCCUUCUUGACCAGGCAGGAGACGCUAUUGACAGUGUAACUGUCAAAGGCCCCGACGGUGAAGUGUUGAGGCACACAACCGGAUGGCAGCAAUUCGCUUUGGAGCGAUACGGUUAUAAGGCAUUCUGGUGCGAUCGGAGUACUUUAUUGCAGGCAAUUUACAACCAGAUCAGGGAUAAGUCGAAAUUACGAAUCCGGAAAUCGGUUGAGAGCAUUGAGCAUCUUGAAAGCGAAGUUAAAGUCAAAACAAGCGAUGGAGAGGUCUACCACGGCGAUGUCGUCGUCGGAGCAGAUGGAAUUCAUUCGCGCGUCAGACAAGAAAUGGCUCGUCAUGCCCGUGAGAUUGGCGCUGGCGAACAGUUCUCAGAAGAGAAGGAUGUUCCUUCAACAUACUGCUGUCUUUUUGGAAUUUCUAGCACUGUCAAAGGAAUUUCCCAGGGUGCGCUUGAUUACGUAUUGAACCACGGGUUUUCUUAUAUCGUUGGCAGUGGUCCUAAGGAUCGUACCUACUGGGCAUUAAUGAAAAAGCUGAGGAGAACCUGUCACGGUACUGAGAUUCCCCACUUCCUCCCCGAGGAUUCGGACACCAUACUUCAAGAGCAUCAGAACGAUCCUGUGGGCCCGGGAGUUUUUGUUUCGGACUUGCGUGAAAAGCUACUAAGACCCACAGUCUUGAAGCCGAUGCGAGAAUUUACCUAUCAGAAGUGGUUUUUGCAACGGAUGUUAAUCAUCGGAGACGCGGCCCAUCAGAUGACAAUUAUCAUUGCCCAAGGCGGAAACCAAGCCAUUGAAAGUGCAGCAGCGCUGACCAACAGUCUGGUGUCAGCGUUAUCUGGCAAGCAACAAGCCGGUCCAUUAUCAUGCCAUGAGAUAGAGACUCUCUUUAAGGAUGUGCAACACACUCGGUUUGCUCGAGUGAAAGGCAUGAUCGAGCGUUCUCACCAGCGACAGCUCAUGGAUUCGUUGGAAACACAGAAAUGGAAAGACUAUAUGUUACACGAAUUUCCCUCGUCGCUUCCGCGGGCCAUGAAAGUGCGAUGGGAUGAGACCUUUGCGCCGGCAAUUUCGCUUCAUGACCUCGAAGUUCCUGUCAGGCAGAAGACGUUUCGUUGGUUGGACGAGCCGGAGUAGAAAUAUGAAGGCCGAGCGAGGUUUGAGCUACAAGCAAAGUUCAAAAUCUAAGUCUCGACAAAGACCCGGAUGUUAAGAUAUGUCGCGCUGGAAAAUCUUUGAAAAUGUUGUGUUAUUGCCUGAAGUAUGAAAGCGAGUGCCUUCUGACUAGUGCCUAGCUAUCCAGUUCUCUGCAUGUCGAGCAACAUUUUCAAGCGGCCAUCGAGCCCAGGAGCAUUUAAGGCCUGAGUUCAAGCAGAUUAUGAAGUUCUUUCUGUCUAUGAUGAUUAGAAGAUGCCAGCGUUAGCUUGGAUUGCUUCCCAAAUAUUUGUGCUGAUCUGGUAUACUGUGUAGUGGUAUAAGUUACCGUUGGACUUACAUUUGAUUCUCUACAUAAAUUAUGUCUUCAGCGUCGACCAGGAGACUGAAGGAUCGUUCGGUAAGCUGUCCGUGAUUAGAAGUACAUUCGCACGAAUGCUAGCUGUUCUUGUGCCAUAACAACGUCGGAUCCGCCAAUUUGUCAAAGCUGUAGUCGAAGCCAUUUUGACUCUCUGUCAGGCAAGUCAUGAAUAAUUGCGACUGUUGUAUUAUGCGUCCGGCGAAGAUAGCUAGUUAUGAUUGAUCCUGAUGAUCCUCUGAUUUGUAG